This is a messenger RNA of Trachemys scripta elegans, 2765 nucleotides long. It is a transcript of the gene TUBB3, whose product is annotated as tubulin beta 3 class III. Gene Ontology annotation, cellular component: membrane; microtubule; cytoplasm. Gene Ontology annotation, biological process: microtubule cytoskeleton organization; axon guidance; mitotic cell cycle. The transcript has 5 exons. Gene Ontology annotation, molecular function: G protein-coupled receptor activity; structural constituent of cytoskeleton; GTP binding. Lineage: Eukaryota; Metazoa; Chordata; Testudines; Emydidae. The coding region runs from base 1 to 2433 and encodes 810 amino acids. The record is from RefSeq and is a predicted model, not a curated record.
AUGUCAACGCUGGCUUCUCUGCAGGUGCUGCUCAACUCCCUGAACUCUACUGCCCCCAGCAACAGGACCGACAAGACGGCCAACAGGAGCAGCCCCUGGUGCCAGGGCGUCUUCAUCCCCAACGAGCUCUUCCUGACGCUGGGCCUCGUCAGCCUGGUGGAGAACGUACUGGUGGUCACGGCCAUCAUUAAGAACAGGAAUCUGCACUCACCCAUGUACUACUUCAUCUGCUGCCUGGCUGUGUCCGACAUGCUGGUGAGCGUCAGCAACCUGGUGGAGACCUUGUUCAUGCUGCUGAUGGAGCACGGCGUGCUGGUCCUCCAGACCAGCAUCGUCCGCCAGAUGGACAAUGUCAUCGACAUGAUGAUCUGCAGCUCCGUGGUGUCGUCCCUCUCCUUCCUGGGGGCCAUCGCCGUGGACCGGUACAUCACCAUCUUCUAUGCCCUGCGCUACCACAGCAUCAUGACCAUGCAGCGGGCGGUGAUCAUCAUUGUGGGCAUCUGGGUCGCCAGCACCAUCUCCAGUAGCAUUUUCAUCGCCUACUACAAGAACAACGCCGUCAUCCUCUGCCUCAUCGGCUUCUUCCUUUCCAUGCUUAUCCUCGUGGUGGGGCUCUACAUCCACAUGCUCUCCUUGGCACACCACCAUGCCAAGAACAUCUCCAGACUGCAGAAGAAACGCACCGUCCACCAGAUGACCAGCAUGAAGGGGGCGGUCACCCUCACCAUCCUGCUGGGGGUCUUCUUCAUGUGCUGGAGCCCCUUCUUCCUGCACCUGACGCUGAUCGUCACAUGCCCCAAGAACCCCUUCUGCACCUGCUUCUUCAACUACUUCAACCUCUUCCUCAUCCUCAUCAUCUGCAACUCGGUGAUAGACCCGCUCAUUUAUGCUUUCCGGAGCCAGGAGCUGAGGAAAACCCUGAAGGACGUGGUGCUGUGUUCCUGCGGCCGGCCCGGUGCAGCGGCAGGCGCCUAUAAAAGGCUCCGGCAGGCGCUCGGCCGCUUUCCGCAGCCCCCAGCCCGCUCCGCUCCUGCGCCCCCGAGCCGCCUGCACCAGCCACAGCCGCCGCCCCGGGCCAGCAUGAGGGAGAUCGUGCACAUCCAGGCGGGCCAGUGCGGCAACCAGAUCGGAGCCAAGUUCUGGGAGGUGAUCAGCGAUGAGCACGGGAUAGACCCCAGUGGGAACUACGUGGGAGACUCCGACCUACAGCUGGAGCGGAUCAGUGUCUACUACAAUGAGGCUUCCUCUCACAAGUACGUACCCCGUGCGAUCCUGGUGGACCUGGAGCCCGGGACCAUGGACAGCGUUCGAUCGGGGGCAUUUGGACAUCUCUUCAGACCUGACAACUUCAUCUUUGGUCAGAGCGGUGCUGGCAACAACUGGGCAAAGGGGCACUACACAGAGGGUGCUGAGCUGGUGGACUCUGUCCUGGACGUGGUGAGGAAGGAGUGUGAGAACUGUGACUGUCUACAGGGCUUUCAGCUCACCCACUCCCUGGGCGGUGGCACUGGUUCGGGCAUGGGUACCCUCCUCAUCAGCAAGGUCCGUGAAGAGUACCCCGACCGGAUCAUGAACACUUUCAGUGUGGUGCCUUCUCCCAAGGUGUCCGACACGGUGGUGGAGCCCUACAAUGCUACCUUAUCCAUCCACCAGCUGGUGGAGAACACGGACGAGACCUACUGCAUCGACAAUGAGGCCCUGUAUGACAUCUGCUUCAGAACCCUUAAACUGGCCACGCCCACCUACGGUGACCUCAACCACCUGGUCUCCGCCACCAUGAGCGGCGUCACCACCUCCCUGAGAUUCCCUGGCCAGCUUAAUGCUGACCUGAGGAAGCUGGCAGUCAACAUGGUGCCCUUUCCUCGCCUCCACUUCUUCAUGCCAGGCUUUGCCCCCCUCACAGCCCGUGGCAGCCAGCAGUACCGAGCCCUAACCGUCCCCGAGCUCACCCAACAGAUGUUUGAUGCCAAGAACAUGAUGGCCGCCUGUGACCCACGGCAUGGACGCUACCUGACAGUGGCCACAGUCUUCAGAGGCCGCAUGUCCAUGAAGGAGGUGGAUGAGCAGAUGCUCGCCAUCCAGAGCAAGAACAGCAGCUACUUCGUAGAGUGGAUCCCCAACAAUGUCAAGGUGGCAGUCUGCGACAUCCCACCCCGGGGGCUGAAGAUGUCUUCCACUUUCAUUGGGAACAGCACGGCCAUCCAGGAGCUCUUCAAGCGCAUCUCAGAGCAGUUCACCGCCAUGUUCCGACGCAAAGCCUUCUUGCACUGGUACACGGGCGAGGGCAUGGAUGAGAUGGAGUUCACAGAGGCAGAGAGCAACAUGAAUGACCUGGUGUCAGAGUACCAGCAGUACCAGGAUGCCACAGCUGAAGAGGAAGGGGAGAUGUAUGAAGACGACGAGGAGGAAUCGGAGGCCCAGGGUGCCAAGUGAAGCCUCUAGAGUUGGCCUGUGUCAAGUUUCUUACCAUGAAGGUCAAGCUUCUACAGCACCCUACUGUCCAGCGUAGUCCUCCAUCUUCACUACCUGUUAGCUGAGUACUAGACAACUGCUAUUUAGUUGCUUCUGAUUAAGGGUUCCAAAUUUUAAAUCCUUCCGUAUUUACUAACCAUCUCCCCUCCCCAUCCUUGAGUUAGCGCAGCUGUAGCCCGUCCUCAUGACUCUGAUCAUGUCGAUGACCCUGAUGUUUGGUUUUUCUUUUUUUUACUGGUUUGUGUCUAUUUUUAUUUUUUUGGAAUACUUAAUAAAUGUAUUGCUGUCCAGUA